AUGCGGGAGCUCACGCGGCAGAUCACGGUGCUCUGCCCGGAGCGCGGGCUGCUGUUAAACGAGCUGUGUGAGCGGAUGGCGCACUCAACGGAGAUGUACAAAGUGCUCUACGAAAGCGCCUGCCAGUACGCGGUGCGAAAGGCCACCGAGCGCGACCUGCAAAGCCACCUCUACGUCGAGAAGAAGGCCCUCGAGGGCGAGGUGCGGCGGGUGGAGAAUCGGGUGAACGAGCUGCAGGCGAAGUACGAUGGCAUGGUGAAGCGUUUCCAGGAGCAGAUGGACUCCGCCCGGCACGCGCACGAGGUCGAUAUCGAGUACGUGAAGAAGUCGAAUCAGCAAAUCAUCACGGAGAUCAAACGCCUGGCUUCGAUGGAAAGCGCCUCGAAAUGA
Messenger RNA from Phytomonas sp. EM1, 390 nucleotides. NCBI's taxonomy places the organism in Eukaryota, Euglenozoa, Kinetoplastea, Trypanosomatida, Trypanosomatidae. The record is from the annotation of a GenBank genome assembly.